CUCUUUAUUGACACUGGAACUUAGUUUGCUCACAAACGUCAAACGCCGUUGCAGCGUGUGGGUGAGCAAAAACAACGAAUGGGUGUACCCCCUCCCUGACCGCGUGUGCCCUGCUCUAGCUCUCUCUCGGACCAAAAUAUGCUCGAGCCAAUAAUACCCGAAAAAGACAAACCACGGCGAAGUAGUGCGGGCCGAGAUUUGGGAAUGUCUAUCCAAAAGGAAAACCACCGUGUUUCGUGGUUUUGGUAGUGUGCGGCACGUGUUCCUUAGUGAAGCUUUCCAGAAAAGCAGCAUUUGGGCCACAUUUCAUUCAUCUGGUGGACAUUCUUCGUGGGAUUGCCCAAAGUCUUCACCUUCACGCAAGGGUGUUUUGAGCAAGCAAGCAUUCCACCGUGCUACGGAGGUGUCGUGGGCUGUGUGUUGGAUCGUCGCUCCCGGUGCAAUACGAUUUGCUGCCCCGUGCGGUGGUGUAAUUAGUAUUGUCUUGUCAUCCGGGCAUUUCCGGCCGGCACUAACACCCAGUAGUGCACCCAGUGUGUCGGUGUGGGUGGCUGCAGGCAUGGUGCAUUGAAUAAGGUGCGCUGCACUUUUGCCACCUGCCACGAGCGAACGAGAUCCACCCAUCUUCACCGUCUUCUCCCACUUCUCCACGAUUUGGUGUGGAUCGGUGUGACGACGAAAGCACUCGUGCGUGAAAGUGGGUCAACGCUCUCCGGAGGUUGCUGGGACAGCACACUUGUCUUGCCUUGUCUUGUCCGCCGUCUAGAGGGCGCGGACCCCGCCGGACAGAGCAGUUGCUGACUGGGCACGAACCGGCGAAGAUGUCGGUCGAUCUGCAGAAGCACCGGGAUGCCAUCGUCGCGGCGUGGAAGUCGGUUUGCGACCGGAAGUGUGCCACCAACUGGGCCCUGUUCGGGUACGAGGGCCAGACGAACGUGCUGAAGGUGCAGGAGACGGGCGAGGACGGGAUUUCGGAGCUGGCGGCCGAGCUGAACUCGGGCAAAAUUCAGUACGCCUUCCUGCGGGUGGACAACAGCGAAACGGGCAUCGCAAAGUUUGUGUUCAUCAACUGGCAGGGUGAAGGUGCACCGAUUGCCAGGAAGGGAACGUGUGCGAAACACGUGCGGGAUGUAACGAACCUGCUGCACGGUGCCCACAUUACGGUGCACGCGACCAACGAGGAUGACGUGGAGGAGGCACGCAUACUGGAGAAGCUGCAGAAGGUGGUGGUGAACGACUUCAAAGUAAAGGAUUACUCACAAGCGAUCGAUUCACCCAAACCGGUGGGCACGAAUUACAGCCGAGUCAAUCCCACCAAGGAGAUCAAUCCGGCCGAACGGGAUGAGUUUUGGCGCAAGGAGGAAGAGGAGGAGAAGCAUCGCUUGCAGGCGGAGUACGAGCGUAAGCUUAAUGAAACAGUAUUGCUAGAGGAGGAACGACGCAAACGAGAGGAGCGAGAGUUUGAAAAGCGCGAAGGUGCGGCAACAGCCGCUGCCAGCGUCUCGUCGGCUUCGCCCGUCUCCUCCGACCGCAGCUACGCCCGCCAGGCGUCCGACCAGAGCAAAACGGAGCGCGAGCGGGAAAUUAAACAGGUGGUCGAGGCGAGCGCGAAGGUGAGCAGCGCCAAGGCACGCUUCCUGAACAGCACCGCCCAGCUAAGCCCGACGCACAUUCAGGCCGAGGUGGCGCAGGAGCUAACCGAACCACCGUUCUCGCCGACGGCAUCUUUCGAAGAACGCAGUAUUAUCAACGAGCUCAAGGCGGAGCUGGAAAGCGAGCGCCAAAAUGGGACCGACACGCCCCCGGCGCUGGCGGCGGAAGAGGAACCACCGGCGGUGGUGGUGCCGGCCGGCGAACCCGUCCUGUCGCCGGAAGAGGUGCCGGAGGUGGCCGCCGGCCAGUACUUUGACCCGAACGCAACGAUCGACCUGUCGGACGAGGACAACAUGAUACGGGCGCGGGCACUGUACGACUACCAGGCGGCGGACGAUUCGGAGAUCAGCUUCGAUCCGGACGACAUCAUCACGCACAUCGAUCAGAUCGACGAGGGCUGGUGGCAGGGCCUGGCCCCGGACGGCACGUACGGCCUGUUCCCGGCGAACUACGUCGAGCUCAUUUAAAGCAUUUUAUUUCGCGUGUCUCUGCCACGCGUGCUUAGCGAUAGCGCGCGCACACUCCAUGUCGUUAUUAUUAUAUUGGUUAUAGGCAAAAGCAAGCGCGC
Messenger RNA from Anopheles merus, 2221 nucleotides. RefSeq names its product drebrin-like protein A (gene Abp1). The record is from RefSeq and is a predicted model, not a curated record. NCBI's taxonomy places the organism in Eukaryota, Metazoa, Arthropoda, Insecta, Diptera, Culicidae. Gene Ontology annotation, cellular component: plasma membrane; actin filament; cortical actin cytoskeleton. The coding region runs from base 822 to 2120 and encodes 432 amino acids. Gene Ontology annotation, molecular function: actin filament binding. The transcript is spliced from 4 exons. Gene Ontology annotation, biological process: positive regulation of axon extension; postsynaptic actin cytoskeleton organization; neuron projection morphogenesis.